Nicotiana tabacum (common tobacco) is the source of this 2039-nucleotide messenger RNA. Its product is annotated as exocyst complex component EXO70C1-like. Gene Ontology annotation, molecular function: phosphatidylinositol-4,5-bisphosphate binding. Gene Ontology annotation, biological process: exocytosis. The record is from RefSeq and is a predicted model, not a curated record. NCBI's taxonomy places the organism in Eukaryota, Viridiplantae, Streptophyta, Magnoliopsida, Solanales, Solanaceae. Gene Ontology annotation, cellular component: exocyst.
AAAAAAAAAAUCUUCAAUCUCAAACAAAUUUCCUCUAACAAAAUUCCAUGAAAAUGUCCCAUUUUACUACUUGAUUCAUUUUUCCGCAGUUGCAUGAAUACAUUCUUCGGAUCCCUUCUCUUUUGCUCCUCCAUAUCCGUUUAGAAAGAGCAAAUGGAGAAGAAUAAUGACAGUGGCUGUCCAACAUCAGAUAUUGAUCCAUUCAAAAAUAGUGUUUCCACAUCUGAUGAAAACUCGGAAGCCCCUGAAAAUAUUGAAACGUUCUCCAAAAUAAUAGAGUCCAGGAUUGCAAAAUAUAAUUCUGGUGAAAUACCGACCAGAUUCGGUAAGAUGACAGAGGAAGAGUCAUUUUUCCUUGAAGCCGUGAUGCAUUUAUCCAAAUUGACAAAUGUCAUCGCGAAAUCAUCUCCGUCAGGGUCAACGUUGUUGAAUUGGACCAAUUUGGUCUUGCAACGAGCCAUGACUUUCAUGGAAGAAGAAUUCCGAACCUUAUUAGAAGAUUUCGGAGGUUGUUCCAAUUCAAAAGUGGAUAAAAAUUCGGAUUAUCCAUCGUAUCCGCCCGAGGUCGUGACAAGAAUGAAUCAAAUAGCCACUGCCAUGAUCUCAGCCGGGUUUGAAACAGAAUGUUGUCAAGUAUAUUCAAUUUCACGAAGAAACGCAUUCUAUGAGCAACUGAAAAUGCUCGAAUUCGAGAAGAUAAACGGAGAUGAUGUACAGAGAAUGCCAUGGGAUUCUCUAGAAGGAGAAAUCACCCAAUGGAUAAAUGUUGCGAAGAGCUGCUCAAGCACUCUGUUCCCUGGCGAAAGGAGACUCGGGGAAUCAGUUUUCUUCGAUUCUCCAAUGAUCUCUCAAAGCCUAUUUAGCAACCUGGCACGUUCAAUUGUAAUUCAGAUUCUUGACUUCGCUGAGGCGGUCUCCAGGACAAAACGCUCCGCCGAGAAACUUUUCAAAUUUCUAGACAUAUACGAAGCCAUUCGCGAUCUAGUUUCUGCCAUAAGUGAAUCUUUCUCCAAUGAUGGUGAGCACGAACUGAAAUCAGAGAUCUUAGCCACGAGAGAUAGGUUCGGGGAGGCAGCCGUCAACGUAUUCUGUGAUCUCGAAAGUUCCAUCAAGAACGAUGCAGCUAGAACACCGGUCCCUGGUGGUGCAGUGCACCCGCUCACACGUUAUGUCAUGAACUAUCUAAAAUACGCCUGUGAAUACAGAGACGCCCUUGAACAUAUUUUCCAAGAACACGCAAAGUUGGAGGCAUAUUCCUCCGCCACGUCACCGUCCAAAUGGAAAUCAUCACUGGAUAUUGAUCACGUUGAGAGCGAAAGCCCACUCGAUGACGUAGCUGCCACGAUGCCCUUUUCAACACAGCUCAUGAAAAUAAUGGAACUGUUGGAUUCAAAUCUAGAAGCUAAGUCAAACUUAUAUAGAGACCCUUCUUUGCGUGACAUAUUCUUAAUGAACAACGGCAGAUACAUCUUACAAAAAGCCAAAGGAUCCACGGAGGUCCGCCAAGUGAUGGGCGACACGUGGUGUCGAAGAAGAUCAACGACCGUGAGGCAAUACCACAAGAAUUACCAAAGAGAAACAUGGGGAAGAGUGUUACAAAUACUAAGUCACGACGGGAUGCAAAUGAAUGGGAAAGUGACAAAGCCAGUAGUGAAAGAGAGGUUCAAGAAUUUCAGCACAAUGCUCGACGAAAUCCAUCGUACGCAGAGCACUUGGGUGGUGAGCGACGAGCAGCUUCGGUCGGAGCUAAGAGUUUCUAUAUCGGCGGUGUUGAUUCCGGCGUACAGGUCCUUCUUUGGGAGAUUUAGGCAGUAUUUAGGCAAUACAAAGCAUGCAGAGAAGUAUAUAAAGUACCAGCCUGAAGACAUUGAAACGUUAAUUGAGGGCCUUUUUGACGGCAAUCCUACAUCUAUGGCACGGAGAAAGACGUAAGCCCAUAUAGUUGUGGUCUUCAUGCUGCACAAACACUCCUCAAAUAAUUAUAAUCUCAUUUAUCAGAUUUUUGUAUGCUAUUUAUUACUACUACUAGUUUCUUUAAA